GUCUGACCGCCUAUGCUUUACCUUUAUAUUUAUCUUGAGCAAUAAAUUAUGCAGCUGACACGCUGCGAAAUCGCAACAAUGGAUUAAUCCUUUGAUUAAUCGAUCCUCUUCUUUUUUUUUACAUCAGCUGACAGUAAUAGACUCCAACAUUAAAUUACAAUAAAUAAGAAUCUUGACAAAGAUAUCCAAAGGGACUUUAAAGUAUGGAUGUCAAAGAAAAGAGAAUAAAAACAUUGACCAGUAGUAAUCGCCGCGAAAUUACUGCUGUGAAAGAACAUUUUAAAUCUUUGCUGCCAACGUUGACACCGGUCCAAGUUAGAAGACACCGCAAAGAGCAUUACGACGCAGUGGUCCUAGAACUACAAGAAAAAGAUUUAAGAGACGUAGCAGAUUAUUUACAAGAGCUUUUCCGUCUGGACGAAGAAGCAAGAGAGAAGGCUGGUCGUGGUACAAUAAUUUGGAAAAGACCCAGACUCAAACAUCAAAAAGAAUUAAUUGAUCGUCUGAGAACAGGCUUAGUAAAGUCUGUAGAAGCUCGAACAAAUGGACAGCCAAUAACGAGUGCAGCAGCCCUCUUAGAAACUGCGUUGUACUUCCAAUCGAGAACUUCAGAAUGGUGGUGGGUAGCUGAACAGCUGUUUCAGAGCUCACUGCUAGUUGCUGAGAAUAUUGAGGAAUUUGAAAAUCAGACUGUUACCGUGAUACGUUAUCUCUAUGGACGUUUUUUGGUUAACGAAAAAGAGAAUUCACAAGAUGCCCUGGACUAUCUGAAUAGUGCAUGCGAGAGUUCAAAAGGCAAAACUUGGAACACGUCGAAGAUCUUAGGUUUCAAACAAGAAAACCUAUUCCGUGAAUGCUCUACACUCUUGUACACAGUUCUCUUGAAUUUAGCGAAGCAACACCGCAAGGAGGAUCCAGAAUUAGCUGCGGAAACUUGUCAGAGCGCAUUGAAAAGAGCCAUUGAUUCUGGACACGAUGGAUAUAUCGCUAAUGCUCUUUAUGAACUCGGCAAGACUCAACGAUUGGCGAAAAGAAUGGCGCAGGCUUUACAAAGUUUAUCAAAGUUCCUUGCGAUAACUACGAGAAUACCUGAUCCUGAAGGUCUUUGCGAUGCUCAUAUGGAACUGGCCCUAGUCUACAAAGAAUUGGAUGACGAUUUCAACACGACAAAACAUCUUAGAAUGCUGAGAGAGUGCGCUUCUAAAUAUGAACUGUCUCAUAAGCUUGCACAGGCACAUUAUUAUACUGGGGAAUAUUUAUUAAAUCGAGGUCAUCCGAAUUUGGCUACAACUCAUUUGGAGUACGCUUUUACACUCUACAACAGUUUCGGCCUUAUGGACGAGGCUGAUAGGGCUCGAUGCAUAGCUGGGAUCUCAAAAGGCCACGAGACUAUCGAUCGAUAUAAUGAAUUGAUCUGUCUCUGCGGACGGAAAGAUGUAACUGCGAUAUUGAGUAUUUGUCAGUGGAAAAAUAGUAGAACGCCCUUUUGGACAAUCCAACAAAGCCCAGAAUCGAAUUCCGGGCAGGACCUUCACGAAGAGGAAAAUGCGGAUGAUAAGCAUGGAUCUCAAAGAGAAGAGAAUGUUAUCAGUGAUAAAUCGGAGGACAUCACUAAUAAAGAAUCCGAUACAUCAACCUCGCUUACAUACCACGAAGAUGUUCCUGAUAACAAGGAUGAAUCGUUAAUCUUAGAAUAUCAAUUAGGAAUUUUUCCCGGCUAUCAGCAGUUUGUAAUACUUUCGAAUUUAAGAUCUCUGUUUAGUGCUGUUAGUACAAUGAAGAUAUUUCAGCAGAAGGUUAUCGUGGAUACUACUAAGCAAAUCAGUCGAUUAUUAUUACCGCGUUACUUCACGAACGAAACAUAUGAAACUAAUGGAAUAGAAAAAACUUUGAAUCAAGUGACUCUCUUAGGCCGGGUAGGAUCAGACCCACAGAAACGCGGUACUGAAGAACGGCCUGUUAUUGUUUUUUCUCUAGCGACCCACUUCAAUUACAAAUAUGACAAUGGAGAGUUCAAGCAGCAAACUGAUUGGCAUAGGGUCUGUGUCUUCAGACCCAACUUAAGGGAUACUGUAUAUAAUUUCAUGAAAAAAGGUCAGCGUGUAUUAAUUAAUGGAAGAUUGAGCUAUGGAGAAGUGCCAGAUGAAGCUGGUAAAACCAAAAAGCUUACAGCUAUAAUAGCUGACGAUGUGAUUUUCUUUCAUCCAUCAUAGACAUAUAGCCAUGCACUCAUUUUUAAUAUAAAUAUAUAGUGUAUAAAAAACUUGUAAAAUAAAUUUUAUAAUUCAUAUUUAA
Cephus cinctus (wheat stem sawfly) is the source of this 2295-nucleotide messenger RNA. RefSeq names its product tetratricopeptide repeat protein 29 (gene mtSSB). Gene Ontology annotation, molecular function: protein binding; single-stranded DNA binding. The coding region runs from base 204 to 2213 and encodes 669 amino acids. Lineage: Eukaryota; Metazoa; Arthropoda; Insecta; Hymenoptera; Cephidae. The record is from RefSeq and is a predicted model, not a curated record. The transcript has 13 exons. Gene Ontology annotation, biological process: DNA replication.